UUGGCGAGACCCCCGAUGACAGAAACACACAUCGCCAGUGGGGAAGAAGGAAGCUGCAGCCUGUACUCUUCCCCAGCGGUGAGCGGACGCUUCCCAGGCUCCGCAGCGUCAACACAGCCGUUGCUGAUUAGAAGAAAAAAAAAUCUCCGACGAAGAACCACAAACAUGUCGACGGGGAGGAAAACAGCGUUAAGCGAGAACGCACUCUUUGGGAUGGGGAAUCCCUUGCUCGACAUUUCAGCUGUCGUGGACAAAGAUUUCCUUGACAAGUUCGGACUGAAGCUUAACGACCAGAUCCUCGCUGAGGAAAAACACAAAGCCUUGUUUGAAGAAAUCGUCAAGAGGAACAAAGUUGAGUACCACGCUGGCGGUUCGACCCAGAACUCUGUGAAAAUUGCUCAGUGGAUGAUCCAGAAACCCCACAAGGUGGCUACUUUCUUCGGGUGCAUCGGUACCGACCAAUUCGGGGAGAUCCUGAAGAAGAAGGCUGAAGAAGCCCACGUCGACGCGCAUUACUAUGAACAAAAUGUGGAGCCAACUGGUACCUGUGCAGCCUGCAUCACCGGGGACAAUAGGUCCCUUGUUGCUAACCUGGCAGCGGCAAACUGCUACAAAAAGGAAAAACACCUGGACUUGGACAGCAACUGGGAGCUGGUGAAGAAAGCCAAGGUCUAUUAUAUUGCGGGGUUUUUCCUGACCGUGUCCCCGGAGUCCAUCCUAAAGGUGGCGAAGCAUGCUUCAGAUAACAACAAAAUCUUCUGCAUGAACCUCUCGGCACCUUUCAUCAGCCAGUUCUUCAAAGAGCCCUUGAUGGAGGUCAUGCCUUACGUUGACAUCUUGUUUGGCAACGAGACGGAGGCGGCCACAUUUGCCAAAGAGCUGGGCUUUGAGACAGAUGACAUUGGAGAGAUUGCAAAGAAGACCCAAAACCUCCCCAAGGAGAAUAUGAAGAGGCAGCGAGUGGUGGUGUUCACCCAGGGCAAGGACGACACCGUUGCAACUGUUGGUGAGAAGGCGGUCAUGUUCCCAGUUGUGGACAUCGAUCAAAACGAUAUUGUGGACACUAACGGAGCUGGAGACGCCUUUGUGGGAGGAUUCCUCUAUGCGUUGAUCCAAGAGCAUCCGUUGGAGGAGUGUAUCCGGGCUGGACACUACGCCGCCAACGUCAUCAUCCAACGGGUCGGAUGCACCUUCCCAGAGAAGCCAGACUUUCACUGAUGCAUCCAAGCACUGCACACUCGUCUUUUCCACAAGAUACUUGUAUAUGUAUGCUUUGGGAUUUUGUGUACAUUUUUUCUAUUUACAAUGACUGACUGCAUGGGACUAAGUGCUGCAGCUUGAAUAUUUCAUCAAGCUCGAAUAAGCAGCUCAAAUGUUUUAAUACAAUUCACAUAAUGUGCUAGUAUCAAAUAUUGGAAUAAACUGGUUGUUUAAAGGGGCAUUCCACUGAAAAUCUAUCUUUUGAGUAUCAAAAACUGAACGCCUGUAGGCCGGAAAAUGUAUCGGCACCACGUCUCUUGUUGCGAUGAUACUGAAGAAAUGGAUCAGUGGUGGAAAAGUGCAUUAUCCUGCAGGAUAGGUUUGAAAAGUUUCUGUGGACAUGUGGCUCUGAAAAGUUUGUUUGCUCCUUUACGUCAGCUGUAUUUGGCUUCGAGUCACAGAAGUUGUGAUCGAUUUUUAAUGGUGACCCAAAGGGGUUUGCCAAAAAAUAUCGACAGAAACUUCUCAAACCAUUCCUGCUGCAUAAUCCGCCGAUUCUCAUGCUGAAUAUUUUCCAAACAAAUUUGCCAAUAAAUUGCUAAUUACGCUGCUUCCAUUGGAGAUUCUGAGCUAUGAGCAGGCAACAGUGUGCCACAGAGGUACUGAUUGUAGUAGUGUAACCCAUGAGUGCCAUCCUUCAUGAAGCUACAAACUUCUUAAAGACUUCUUUCAAGCCUGCAGAGGGUGAAUGUUGUGAUACUACAUACUGUUAAAUAUAGUGCAUUUUCAGUUGAGUAUUCCUUUAAAGGGACAGUUCACACCAAAAUCAUCAUAAAUAUGUUUCCUCUUACCUGUGGUGCUGUUUAUCAGUCUAGAUUGUUCUGGUGUGAGGUUCCAAUUGUUGGAGAUACAGGCUCCGGAGAUGUCUGCGUUCUCUCAAGUGUAUUGAAACUAGAUGGCGCUCGGCUUGUGGUGCUGAAAGAGCCAAUUAAUAUAAUGUCUCUUUCCAGAUAUCAAGACCCGGUUACUCAAGAUAAUCCACAGACCUUGUUGUGAGCAGUUUCAUGUAGGAACUGUUUUGUUUCUACCAAACUACACCUACCAACCGUAUCACCACACAGAAGCAAGCUUGCAUCUAAAUGAAAUGUAAACAUUAAUGUCGUCCGUCUCGGAUGAGCUGUAACGUUAGCUAGCUUAGUGGUGCUAGGUGAGCUAGCAGUAGAUAAAUGCUUCCUUCAGCCCAAUCUCACUCCCAACUCGUCAAAGACGAGUCAGAUACCAACGCACUGAGGCACCCUUUAGUGGAGAUAUGAGACACAUCGAGCAGCUGCAUUUUUUGACCCUUAGAGCAACUGCCUUAGUAUAAAGAUUAAAGUCUGCAAAGGGUGAGUGGAAGGGUUGGUGAAUGGGUCAAACCAACUGUGGACUUUCACCCGGGAGUCCGCUGUGUCCUGUGUGGAACCAAAAGUCAACUGAGUUAUUUUAUUUUUUAAGAACCGUGUAGUGUGUUAAUAUGUAAAGCGUACUAUGCCAGUGAUGUGUGUCACAUGACAAUACAUUAGUAAGUUAUUAGUAAGUACAUUAGUAACGAAUGUACGUACUUUAAACCUAAUCACGUGCUUUUGUUGCCCAAACCUAAGUUUUUUACCUGCGUUCUAAGUCUAUUCAGAAAAGAGACUGUGCAUUUAACAGGCAGAAACUGUACAUUUCCUGUGAAAAUGGAAGUUUAUUUUAAGACAACACGCUGCAUGUAACAAGCGUAAAUUGACACGUUGUCCAUGAGCUGCCAAAUGUGACAUUGGAGGGAUACCUAGAGUGUCAUAGUGUGACGUGUAGGGCCACUGAUCAAGCGCAGAUAUUUGACGAGUGGGAAUGCGUUGCUUUCUUCGGCACAGUAAUACCAUUGGCGGAUGUAGUUCUGUACAAAGAAAAUAGUUGAAUAUGAAACUGCUCACAACAACGUCUGUGGAUUAUCUUGAGUAACCAAGUCAUGAUUUCUGGAAUGAGACAUUGCUGUCGAGUUUUUAAAAUGGAUUUUUUGGGCACUUUGAGCACCACAAGCCGAGUGCCAUCUAGUUCCAACACGCAACAGCUCACACCAAACCAGUCUAGACUGAACAGCGCUACAGGUAAGAGGAAAAAUAUGUAUUUUUGAUUUUGGCAUGAACUGCUCCUUUAAGAAUUUAUGGCUGGGGCUUUAUUCUUUGGGAUUACAUUUCCAAAAGUGAUGGUAUAUAAUGAGACAAAACUGCUAAGAUUUUUUUGUUGUAAUAUUGCAAAUAAAAUAUAUCACGCUCAUCCUACUGAGAUACCCCUAUACUAAAACAAA
Molecule: messenger RNA, 3529 nt
Organism: Epinephelus moara (kelp grouper)
Lineage: Eukaryota; Metazoa; Chordata; Actinopteri; Perciformes; Serranidae
Product: adenosine kinase-like
Exons: 12
Coding region: 16-1218 (400 amino acids)
Biological process (GO): purine ribonucleoside salvage
Cellular component (GO): nucleus; cytosol
Molecular function (GO): adenosine kinase activity
Source: RefSeq, a predicted model, not a curated record